CAGCACGUUUGUCGGGUGUUGAAUUGGAUGACGAAGAUCUGGAAGAAGUUGAAAAACUGGAAGAACUGGAGUCCGCCAAAGAACUGGAUCUCUGGACCAGAGUUAAAAAAGCCAUCUUUGAUCUCGUUCAGAGAAUGGGUUUCUUUGGAAUUCUUGUUUGUGCUUCGGUAAUACUGCAUCGUAUAUACUUACCUGUGCCUAUAUAGUUUUGUUUUAUAUACCUUCGUUGAUGCUGGAUAAUCCUAUGGAGAUUUUAUUUUUGUGGAGGUGGCCAAUCCUCAAAUGGAACUUGAGCCCUGAUCAACCGAUCGAGGCCCACAUGCAUGGGUGCGCAAGUCAUCUCAAGUUGUAUUAGCACUGUUUAAGAUUGCUUCAAAGAUCAUAAUUUAACAUACAUGAUACGAGUUAGUUACAGUUUGUUGUAAGUUAUUACAAUUUAGUUAUACAGGAAGUUAUUACAAGUUUUUUAGCCUGCAAGUUAUUUAGUUUGACGGUGUCAACUGUCAAGCUUAGAUACAGGUGUUAAGAAUGUGCAACUACCAGAAAAAUAUAAGCACAACGUCGACGUUUCAAGCAAAGGCUCUCGUGGUGUUCAUGAGUACCUAUAAACAUACAGUAUUUCUUGUUAUAAAUCUCUAUCUUUCAUCUCUGACAUUAUACGUAAUAUUUAUUUGUUUAAACUUGAACUUAUGAACAAGUACGUACAGUAUAUAUACUUGUCUCGUAUAAUCUCUGUGCUACAUAAGUUAAAAACUGUCACAAAAUCGAAGUUUAUUAAGUAAUUAUUAGUGAAUACCCACUUAUUUCUAAUAAUGUACGAAUUAUCACUCUUACUAGCACGACUAAGGUAGCUCAAAACUAAUAAGCCUUAGGGUUUCCAUUAUGUUCGCUUGCCAAGUAAUACUAUUAUAGUCUUUUGUGUACAUAAUUCCCUUUUUCUAUUGGCCAAAUAAAUUUGAUUUGAUCCUUGACACCUAUGCUGUUUGUUAUUGUCCCUGGCACAGAAUAUAUAAUUAUUGUUUGUCCAAUCCGCUCCGCGUUUUAUCCGCAUAUUCGCUCUGUCCAUCCGUUCCGCCCCGUAUCCUAAUCCGCUUAUAUACUUUUGUUUUAGAUUCCUAAUCCGUUAUUCGACCUGGCCGGUAUUACCUGUGGUCAUUGUUUGAUACCUUUCUGGACUUUCUUUGGCGCAACAUUGAUUGGCAAGGCGAUCAUCAAGAUGCAUUUACAGGUACAGUAUUCUGUGGAGUUAUGGUCAUCAGGGAUAGAAUGAUCCUAACCAGGACUGGUAGGGUGUCCAUCGAUCCUUGGCCAUAUAGUAUAUAGAGGAUAUUACACGGCGGCGCGAAGAUAUGACUUUUAUCUUUGAGUGGUGAAAACAAUAUUUUACGAACGAGCGCAGCGAGUGAGUAAAAUAUUGUUUUUAACACGAGAAGAUAAAAGUCAUAUCUUCAAGCCACUGUGUAAUGUUCUGUGAAAAAAAGUCAUAUCUCCAAGCCACUGUGUAAUGUCCCAAGCAAAAAAUUGUAUAAAUACUAAAAGUCACGUGAUCGAUAUCUCCAUUAGUGAAGAUAUGGAAAGUAUGUCACUGUGUAUUUCUCAGUAUCUCACUCUCUACUGUAUAAUAAAAGGUUUUCCUAAAACUGGCGUACACACAAACCGCGAAAAGUUUUGAGCAGGUUCCCAUGAGGACGCAUUCAACGACCCCUAGACUUUACAUACAAUUAUGCUAAUAAAAAAAUCCUUUUUUGUUUCUUUAGAAAACUUUCGUCAUUUUAUCAUUCAGUAAAACAUACAUAGAAACUGUUCUUAAGUUAGCUGGGUAAGUUUAAUGUUGUCAUUAUACUCCUUAUGUACUGAUGAAUUUCGUGAUUUUGGCCAUCAGCUAUCCACCUUGUAAACUGAUGUCUAAUACUUCUUAUUUUUUAGCGAUAUUCCAUUUAUCGGCCCAUAUAUUCAAUCACCAUUCAAUAAAGCUUUAGAGAUGCAAAGGAAUAGUCUACGUCGUAAGCCUGGUGAAACGACUGUAAAGGUAAAGCCCAAACCGUCUGCUAGCGUAGGUGUACAUAGUGACAUUAGACUGAUUUAAGCCUGGUUUUCGUAUGGUUGUAACUGUCGCGAACAUGUCGUGAAGUGUUUGUCGUGAAUGAGUUUUAUGCUUGUUUACAUAUGGUUAUAACUGUCGUGACACUUUCGCAAGUUAAUUUCGUACCCAGGGAUCCUACAAGCAUGGAUUGUAAAAUAACUGGAUAGGAGACUUUCUGACGUCAUUGACUCAUCCUUGUCGAAAAACGUGACGUCACGCGUAUUGCGAAAUUGCGAAUAUUGCUAAAGUUCUCAGCAUUUUUGUUGUUUCGCUAUAUUUUUCGCUUUAAAAGAGUAAUAUUGAAGCAUAAACUGGUCUAAUUGUUUUAAAAACAUGCCUAAGCCACGACAAAGUAUUCAAGGUAAAUGUUUUCCGUCUUUGUUUUGUAUUUUUUUAGAUUUGUAGCUACGAAAUUGGCAUCACAAAUUUUAACGAAAUGUACGAUGUAUUUUUCACUAUUUAGUGCUUGAAAUAUUUGCUAAAAUUGACUGGGAAUAUUUAGAGUUUUCAUCUUAGAAUGGCGUGGUUAUAUUUAUUUGCUCUUUGACUAAAAUGUUUUGCUGUAUUAUUGCUAAACAUGCCGUUUUUGAGAAUUUGGUUUGCAACUAGGUUGGGACAUCCAACCACGCCAUCAGCCCAUUGAAAACAUUAGGUCACGUCAGGUAGUUUCCUAUCCAUUUAUUUUAUUAUCCAUGAUACAAGCAGCUGGCGGCAGUUUUAAAAAGAUAAACUGUCGCCACGCUGUCGUAUUUCUGUUUCCAUUAAAACAUAACCGCCACGACACGUUUUUUAGCCUGUCGCAACUGUCGUCGAGAUAGAACUCGAGUCUAUCUCGACGACUCUGUUGUAACUGUCGUGAACUGUCAGGGUACGAAAUAACGGCCGAUCAACGAUCAAUGAUCCGCAGGAAAUUGCUUUUGAUCGGCAAACAAGCAGGGUUGCCGAUCAUCUUGAUCGACAAGAACCAUUGUCUCAAAAACAUGGUUAAUGUCGUUAACGAACACCGUGCAAUACUACGGCAUUAUCACAGAACAUACAAACAGAACGUAUCCUAUACUGAUUGACCAGAUUUUCAUUGACCAGCGGAAAAUCAUGACUGCUGAUCACCAUGAUCGGGAACCUUGGAAACGUUAUUUCGAGCCCUGACUGUUGCCAGCGUGUCGCGACAAGACUUUUCUUCAUGUUUGUGAUGUUACUCUGAGUGUAUAUCCACACCGGGCGAGCUUGAAAAAUAUGCCCGGCCACGGUGGGAAUCGAACCUACGACCUUUGGAAUACUAGCCCAAUGCUCUGCCAACUGAGCUACACGGUCAGGACGGUUCGAGUAAGUAUCGAAGGAACUAGAUUCUGUUCCGAAAUAUCACUGACUCGAACCGUCCUGACCGCGUAGCUAAGUUGGCAGAGCAUUGGGCUAGGAUUCCAAAGGUCGUAGGUUCGAUUCCCACCGUGGCCAGGCAUAUUUUUCAAGCUUGCCCGGUGUGGAUAUACACUCAGAGUAACAUCACAAACAUCAUAUUCACACUUGAGUACACAACACCAACACAGAAAAAAACUUUUCUUCAUGUUUCCAUUUGGUCGCGAACACUGCUCUGACGACAGUUACAACAAGUUCGCGACAUUUACGACCAUAUGUGGAAACCAGGCUUUAGCUCUGAAUCUUGAGCUGAAAUUGAGGCCGCGUCGUCGUGUUUGCCUCGUCGUCUUAUCUAAAUCUGUCUUUUAACACCAGAAAGCUGCGCAUUGUGAGGGAUUCAACAACCUGAAAAGUACAAUUAAAAUUCGACGUUUCGAGCGAAGGCCUUUCAUCGGGGAGUUGGCCUUCUCUGGUAGUUGAAUGACUCUCAAUCCGCAGAUUUCUGGUAUAAAAGUAAAGUCUGUUCAAACGAAGAUGAGAGUUGGUAGGCGAGAGGUCAUUCCCAGGUCAAACGAGAACAAGAGUUGCAUCAGAGUUGAGAAGCGAGAGUUUGCAUGGGAGUUUUCUCAACUCUCAUGUCCCGAUCAAACGAGAACAAGAGUUGAUGAGAGUUGAUUGGAUAUUGCCGCGCGCAUAUCGCAAAAAAUCUCAUCAACUUUCAUCGAAAUUUGAACGAGCUCAAACUAAACUAAUUUUAUUUGUACUGGAUAGCUCUGUCAGUUCUAAACUGUUCCCCUUGGAAUCAUUGUUUCCUACCCAUGUUUCACGAAGGUGGGCAAACCAGGAAACAUUAUUUCCAAUCCAUGUUUCCUGAAGGUGGGCAAAUUUAGAAACAUUGUUUCCUAUAGCCAUGUUUCCUGAAGGUGGGCAAAUCCGGAAAUUUUUAUGAAAUGCGUGGAUUAACGUUGUUUUCGCAACAAAAAUUGCACUUGCAUGGGAAACAAAAUUGCGAGGGCGUCUCUUAAUUCUUGAUUAUAUUCUUGAUCGCUUUUUUCAAAAUACCGAUUUAUGUGCCCUCUGUAUAUUUUGUCGUUCGAAACCUUACUCUUUAAAAAACCAGUGCAUCUGCUUGAAUUUUGAUGGCCCUUUUAGAGAGAACAGUUUAGAACUGAUAUAGGUGCAGUACAACUAAAGUUAGUUCAGUUGAGCUUUCACCCUGUAGUAUAACACUGGAGCAAUAAAGAAUAGCCCUCGCUAGACCUCUAGGGCGAACAUUUUAGAACUGAUACAGCUAUCUAGUACAAUUAGAGUUGGUUCUGGAUAAAAAAGGAAUGGCCCUUCCUGAACCUCUAGGGAGAAAAGUUUGGAAUUGAUAGAGCUACCCAGUAUAAAUGAAGUUAGUUUAAUUUAAUUUAGGUUUCCUCCUGUAGUAACACCGGAUCAAUAAGAGACGAUCCUUACUGGACCUCUAGGAAGAACAUUUUAGAACUGAUAGAGCUAUCCAGUAUAAAUAAAGUUAGUUUAGUGUAGGUUUCCUCCAGUAGUAACACUGGAUCAACAAGAGAUUAUCCUUACUGGACCUCUAGGAAGAACAUUCUAGAACUGAUAGAGCUAUCCAGUAUAAAUAAAGUUAGUUUAGUUUAGGUUUCCUCCUGUAGUAACACUGGAUCAAUAAGAAAUGAUCCUUACUGGACCUCUAGGAAGAACAUUUUAGAACUGAUAGAGCUAUCCAGUAUAAAUAAAGUUAGUUUAGUUUAGGUUUCCUCCAGUAGUAACACUGGAUCAACAAGAGAUGAUCCUUACUGGACCUCUAGGAAGAACAUUCUAGAACUGAUAGAGCUAUCCAGUAUAAAUAAAGUUAGUUUAGUUUAGGUUUCCUCCUGUAGUAACACUGGAUCAAUAAGAAAUGAUCCUUACUGGACCUCUAGGAAGAACAUUUUAGAACUCAUAGAGAUAUCCAGUAUAAAUAAAGUUAGUCUAGUUUAGGUUUCCUCCAGUAGUAACACUGGUUCAAUAAGGAAUGGCUCUUACUGGACCUCUAGAAAAAACAGUUUGGAACUGAUAAAUUAAGCUAUCCAGUAUAAAUAAAGUUUGGUUUAGGUUUCCUCCAGUAGUAACACUGGACCAAUAAGAGAUGACCCUUACUGAACCUAUAGGAAGAACAUUUUUAGAACUGAUAGAGCUAUCCAGUAUAAAUAAAGUUAGUUUAGUUUAGGUUUCCUCCUGUAGUAACACUGGAUCAAUAAGGAAUGGUUCUUACUGGACCUCUAGAGAGAACAGUUUGGAACUGAUAAAUUAAGCUAUCCAGUAUAAAUAGAGUUUGGUUUAGGUUUCCUCCAGUAGUAACACUGGAUCAAUAAGGAAUGGCUCUUACUGUACCUCUAUAGGGCGAACAAUUUGGAACUGACAGUCAGAGCUCUGUAUAAAAAAAGUUACUGUAUGAUAUUUAUAUCCCGUCUUUGUCUACCUUACAUAGAAAACCAGUGCAUUGGCUUGGAUCUUCGAGAAAGUGGUUCUUCUGAUGGUUGCGUAUUUCUUGCUAUCGAUCAUCAACUCCAUGGCACAAUCACAUGACAAGAGACUGCAGGAACAGAAGAGAGCUGCUCCACGAUCCGUUGUCAAAGCACAGUAAUGGUAAAUUAUUGUAGAAAAUUUAAGAAUAUUCUCGCCACGCAUGUGAAUUCAGCUAAUAAGCCAAUUCAGAGUCUAGACCCGCGCGUCCAAAUGACACGUUCUUCUUUGGGAUAUAUUGCAGUUGGGCUACAGGUUGUAAUAAAAAAACGAGCCCUAAUUUAGAAAUGAAGCUAUUGUUGGAAUUUGAAUGCGUAGCACUGUGCUAAACCCACGCGUGCGUAAAACAGAACAGAAGUGAAUUUUAUGCAUGAUGAAGUUAUUUAAAACCUAGCUUGUUUUCGUCCAACAUAUGAAAUAUGUGCUGAUUAAUUUAACGCUGCGUGGAAAACAGUAAUUUGACAAUUUUUGUGCAGUUACUGUAUGCUCCUUCAUCAGGGCCG
Molecule: messenger RNA, 6450 nt
Organism: Paramuricea clavata
Lineage: Eukaryota; Metazoa; Cnidaria; Anthozoa; Malacalcyonacea; Plexauridae
Source: the annotation of a GenBank genome assembly